GGGCCUCCGCCAACUAUGGCGGGCGAGAUUGAGGUCUCUAAGCCGCUGAGCGGGUUGCUGAGCGGCCUGGCUCAGGACGCUUUCCAUGGGCACCCGGGCAUCACGGAGGAGCUGCUGCGGAGUCAGCUCUAUCCGGAGGUGCCACCUGAGGAGUUCCGCCCCUUUAUGGCGAAGAUGAAGGGGAUUCUUAAGUCUAUUGCAUCUGCAGACAUGGAUUUCAACCAGCUGGAGGCAUUCUUGACUGCUCAAACCAAAAAGCAAGGCGGGAUCACAUCUGACCAAGCUGCUGUCAUUUCCAAAUUCUGGAAGAGCCAUAAGACAAAAAUCCGAGAGAGCCUCAUGAACCAGAGCCGCUGGGACAGUGGUCUUCGGGGCUUGAGCUGGAGAGUUGAUGGCAAAUCACAGUCAAGACACUCAGCUCAAAUGCACACUCCUGUUGCCAUAAUGGAGCUGGAAAUAGGGAAAAGUGGACAGGACCCCUGAUUCAUGUGUGAAGGAUGAAUAAUAUAAUGAAGAGUGAAGCCAUGAUACCGAGAACUCAUUAAAAAAAAUCACUAUGGUUGGAACUGGUUUUUUGCACGUUAAAAGCUAUUCUCUUUUGCUUACAAAUCUCUGUGUGGUAGUAGUUAGGUAAAAUGUGGUCUCAAGGUAAAAACAGAAAAACCCGAAAACUUCAUCCUUCAUUCUGUUAGCAAGGUUAGGUAUACAGAAUGAACAGAGCCAAAAUUAAUACUCCACUUUAAAAUGGGGUUACGUGGACUUCUGACAAUCUUCAUUCCACAUUUUUACCUCUUUUCCACAAUUAUGACAAUCUCCUUCCUUUUUAAAUUUUAUUGUAACAUGUUUCAAAAUUUGGCAAGCCCGGGGGCUUCCCUGGUGAUGCAGUGGUUAAGAAAUCUGCCUGCCAAUGCAGGGGACACCGGUUCAAUCCCUGGUCUGGAAAGAUCCCACAUGCCACGGAGCAGCUAAGCCCAUGCGCCACAACUACUGAGCCUGCGCUCCGGAGCUCAUGUGCCACAACUACUGAAGCCCGCACGCCUAGAGCCCGUGCUCCGCAACAAGAGAAACCACUGCAAUGAGAGAAGCCCACGCACUGCAAGGAAGAGUAUCCCCCGCUCGCCGCAACUAGAGAAAGCCCGCGCACAGCAAUGCAGCCAAAAAUAAAUAAAUACAAUAAAUUUUAAAAAAAAUUUUGGCAAGCCCAGAGAUAAUACAAACCAUUAUUGUGCCAAAAGGGAAGAAAGUGAAGCCAAGAGAACACUUAGAGGGCACUAUGGUACUGGUCCAGGUAAUAUAAUAUUAGCCAGGAAGAUGGAGAUAAUUUUAAUAGUCAGUGUGGAGAGAAGUGAGCAGAAAGAAGAAACAUUUUAAUGUAUUGUAGAUGAGUUGCUUUGGGAUGGGUUGGAAGGGAUGUAGAAAAUGAAAGAAGGUGAGGAAUUGGGGAUAACUCUUUUUUUGCAUGAAUAUGUUAGUGUAAUUUGGUAACUCUAGUCUUUGUUUAAGAGUCUUAUUGAUAAAUUGGCCAUCUAAUACACAACUUGAGUUUUUCCCCAGCCCUUCCACUGGGGAAAAAAGUAAAUCAAAAGAAAUGAACAUUUGGCAGUUAAGAAAAUGCUUUUGUGCUGAAGUAAUUUUAUUUAAAACCCCCCAGUUUAUGAAGAGAUGCAUUUGAGAUGAUUGAGCUUAAAUUUUA
This is a messenger RNA of Physeter macrocephalus (sperm whale), 1693 nucleotides long. RefSeq names its product copper metabolism domain containing 1 (gene COMMD1). The transcript is spliced from 3 exons. Gene Ontology annotation, biological process: regulation of proteasomal ubiquitin-dependent protein catabolic process; copper ion homeostasis; negative regulation of sodium ion transmembrane transport. Lineage: Eukaryota; Metazoa; Chordata; Mammalia; Artiodactyla; Physeteridae. The record is from RefSeq and is a predicted model, not a curated record. Bases 16 to 483 code for a protein of 155 amino acids. Gene Ontology annotation, cellular component: endosome.